CGAGUUUGCGCGGCAAAAUUCUCCUGUCCCGCGUUUGGACGAGGAGUCGAGCAUAUACGAACCUAUCGUCGUUUCUGCUAAUGGCGACGAUCUUGAGGAAGUCGAGAUCCUGCCUUAUGCAAUGCCUGUCAUGACAGAUGUCACGACAGCGACUGGCGGAACACCCAGCAAGGCUAAGAAGAGAUCACUCCUUAUAGAAAAGAAGUCAACUCCCGCCAAGCGUGCCAGGCUAUCCACAAAUACCGACAUCAGUGCCAGAGUCUCUCCAGAAGGUCUGGACAGCCCAUCAUGGGCCAAAUCACAAAGCCGAGAUCAGGAGGCACGAGUCGCUCUAAGUGGCACAGAUGCAAAUGUUCAAAGUUUCGGCCACGAUUACAUGGGCAACAUUGACCCUCUCUUGGAACAAGCUGCUCCGACACCCAUCACGACCGCCCUGGACACGGGAUCGAGCUUGCAGACGCCAAAGGUGAGAAAAAAGCCUGGGCCGAAACCUGGAAGCAAACGCAAGCCGAGGGAGAAGCCGAUUGAAGUCGAGAGCUCGGAAAACGCCGCGGGUUUGACGACGCCUCGAAAUGGAAUAAGUAGUAAAAGCCAUCCACGAGGCAGUCGGAGGACCAAGGGCGAGGCGCGGCCUACUGGAAGAGCUGUAGACUACUUUGCAGCAUCGCGAUCUGAGCAGGAUGCCGCUCGCGAGUGGGUCCACAACCAGAACCUUCCGGAUCAGAUCAUGAGUGCUCUUGAGCACUCGAACCAAGUAGUAGCUUUGGCCGAUCUGGAGGAUAACGAUCUGGGUGACUUUGAGCGCUCAGUGGAGAUUGUCCAGCACUGGGAACUCGGUGACAAUCAUUUGUCGACGACUAACGGAGACGGCUCUGCUCUCUCGGAGCACGUGUUCCUCAACCAUGGCAUGGCCACCUUACCGCAGCACUUCAUGUUGGGAGAAUUACGAUGGCUCCCUGCUAAUCAGCUAGACGAGAACAUGCGGCCCUUCAUGCACACCUUUCAUGAGGUGCCAGGGCAAUCCCUAUACUCUUCAGAGACUCCUCUGCGGUCCGUUUCGGGUUCGGCCGUCAAACGUCUGCGGAAGAACUCACCCAGCUCGAUCUCCACCACGCAAAGUCCACAGUCAACUCGCAAGGCCGUUCAACAGAGAUCAAAAGUGCUGCCGCAGCGAGCCUCAAGGCCAACCGAUUACAGAACGAGGAUUCUGGCCUCAUUACCGACUGCGCAUCAAGGCCGCAUCCACAAACGUCGGCUCUCCACCGACCGCAUGGGUCUGCGUGGUGAGACUGACAUCAUUUCGGCCUUCAUUAUCUUCAAAAUCCUUGGUGGUGGUGUCGACCGGACGUCGGACUACGGCAUGGUGCUGAAGCUGUUCCCUGAACAGUCACUGUCUGGUCUGAGGAGACUCUGGGGUCGGGUGAUCAAAGAACGCAAAGUCCACAUUGCAGCAUUAUCGAAGAUAUUUCCCAAGGCAUUCCUAGCAGCCUACAAGAAAGGGGAGCUCGCACCACUGGACUACGAUCACUUUGACGAUUACGACUGGCUUUCUCUGGUCAAAUGGACCAGCCGGUUAAGGCUGUACGAAGAUAUCGAUCUUCCAGCCGACCGGGCAGACUUUGAUGAUGAGUUUGAUCUAGAGGAACCCGUUGAUCAAAUUCCCGACUGGAGAGAGAUGUGGUUCUCUGUAACUUCCCUCUUUAGCCGAAUUGAUGCCAAUGCUGGCAAGGCGGCAUCCACGUUGGCAACAGCGCCACAGGUCUUCGACGAUGAAUUGAUCCUCCGAGCACGUUCGUGGAUUCGAUCUUUGACGCGAACGCAGAUUCGCGGGCCGGGCACGGCCGAGAGCAUCCGAGCAAAACUUCUGGAACUCUGCCAGGGUGACGAGGACAGCACUAACCAGCUUCUCGAAGUCGUCGUCACUCAAUUGACGGACGAGAAGUUCGCAACAAGAACGAAAGGCAAACGUGUGGGUCAGUCGAUUCGCCUCAAUGCCAACUUCUCCAAACAUUUCGAGAGGAAUGCACACGUCGACAAAUUUGCCCAAGCAGUCGCGUUCAAGGAAAAGAUGGAUGCCGCAUUCCGGGAGGGCAAGGAAUUCAAGCUCUCAUAUGGCGCAGAUGACGGCAGUAGCUUGGCAAUGCUCAAUCUCCAAGCGUACGGACGCGUUCAUGUUCACCAAACCGACUUCCGCCACGUUCCUAUGGGACAUGAGCCUGGCAACUACGAAGGACGCAAGUUUCCCAAGAGUUAUUACCACUUCACCAUCACCAUCACGCCAUCCGAGACCUAUCAGUACAAUAAUGCCAUGGCCAUCCUCGAGCAAGCGCGGCUGGCUGAAGUGCCGACAAAAGGGCCCAAUGACGAGAUCCCGGCUUGGGUCAACUUGUUUGGUAAAAUUGACUAUGCCCACUGGAUCGAGUAUCUGUGCUCCUUCGUCUUUGCGGCUGCAACCCGCGGACCUGUCACUGCGCAGAGCAUGUGCCUCAUUUUCAAGCCGACAUUUGAGUUGUUCGAGGCGCAGCUGAUCCUAGACUUUGUUGACCGUCUUGGCUUGCUCAAGAGGUUUACGGCCUCCAGCGAGGGUGCCACCAUGGAUGAAUGGUGGUGGCUCGUCAUCGGGUCGUUGUUAGAUGAGCAGCAGAAAGCCAAAGGCAUUGCAGCGGCGACAGCUGCCGCAAGUACCGCUGUGCCAAGCAGCAAGGUGUGACACCACAGUCUUGUCAAGCCCCUCCUGACUGGGUCAAGCCCUCCUGACUGGAAUUCUGCCAAUGCGAAAUUUGUUGGUCGCUAGACAUGACCUGGGCGGUGCUGAAUGAAUACUUCGCAGACUGGGGUCUGUAGUUGCACACUCGAAUUUGUCGGAUGAGUCGACGAUGUCGCAACGUGUUGUAAAAGAAAAAAGAAAAAAGUGUCGUUCACUUGGACGCACCUAUGUAGCAUCCAAAUCAGCACAAUAAUUGCAAUUGAAA
This is a messenger RNA of Microdochium trichocladiopsis, 2972 nucleotides long. RefSeq lists its product as uncharacterized. Lineage: Eukaryota; Fungi; Ascomycota; Sordariomycetes; Xylariales; Microdochiaceae. The record is from RefSeq and is a predicted model, not a curated record. The transcript has a single exon. Bases 122 to 2710 code for a protein of 862 amino acids.